Messenger RNA from Periophthalmus magnuspinnatus, 2972 nucleotides. RefSeq names its product dentin sialophosphoprotein-like. The record is from RefSeq and is a predicted model, not a curated record. Bases 117 to 2867 code for a protein of 916 amino acids. Lineage: Eukaryota; Metazoa; Chordata; Actinopteri; Gobiiformes; Gobiidae. The transcript has a single exon.
CAGAUGUCAACAGUGAGGGAGACAACGAAGACAGCGAGCAAGAUCAAGGCAGUGGUUCAGGUGACGACAAUGGCAGUGAUACAGGCAGUGGUAGUGAUGUUGACAAUGGGAGUAAUAUGAGCAAUGACAACAACGAGGGCAGUGGUUCAGAUGUCAACAGUGAGGGAGACAACGAAGACAGCGAACAAGAUCAAGGCAGUGGUUCAGGUGACGACAAUGGCAGUGAUACAGGCAGUGGUAGUGAUGAUGACAAUGGUAGUAAUAUGAGCAAUGACAACAACGAGGGCAGUGGUUCAGAUGUCAACAGUGAGGGAGACAACGAAGACAGCGAGCAAGAUCAAGGCAGUGGUUCAGGUGACGACAAUGGCAGUGAUACAGGCAGUGGUAGUGAUGUUGACAAUGGGAGUAAUAUGAGCAAUGACAACAACGAGGGCAGUGGUUCAGAUGUCAACAGUGAGGGAGACAACGAAGACAGCGAGCAAGAUCAAGGCAGUGGUUCAGGUGACGACAAUGGCAGUGAUACAGGCAGUGGUAGUGAUGAUGACAAUGGUAGUAAUAUGAGCAAUGACAACAACGAGGGCAGUGGUUCAGAUGUCAACAGUGAGGGAGACAACGAAGACAGCGAACAAAAUCAAGGCAGUGGUUCAGGUGACGACAAUGGCAGUGAUACAGGCAGUGGUAGUGAUGAUGACAAUGGUAGUAAUAUGAGCAAUGACAACAACGAGGGCAGUGGUUCAGAUGUCAACAGUGAGGGAGACAACGAAGACAGCGAGCAAGAUCAAGGCAGUGGUUCAGGUGACGACAAUGGCAGUGAUACAGGCAGUGGUAGUGAUGUUGACAAUGGGAGUAAUAUGAGCAAUGACAACAACGAGGGCAGUGGUUCAGAUGUCAACAGUGAGGGAGACAACGAAGACAGCGAACAAGAUCAAGGCAGUGGUUCAGGUGACGACAAUGGCAGUGAUACAGGCAGUGGUAGUGAUGAUGACAAUGGUAGUAAUAUGAGCAAUGACAACAACGAGGGCAGUGGUUCAGAUGUCAACAGUGAGGGAGACAACGAAGACAGCGAGCAAGAUCAAGGCAGUGGUUCAGGUGACGACAAUGGCAGUGAUACAGGCAGUGGUAGUGAUGUUGACAAUGGGAGUAAUAUGAGCAAUGACAACAACGAGGGCAGUGGUUCAGAUGUUAACAGUGAGGGAGACAACGAAGACAGCGAACAAGAUCAAGGCAGUGGUUCAGGUGACGACAAUGGCAGUGAUACAGGCAGUGGUAGUGAUGAUGACAAUGGUAGUAAUAUGAGCAAUGACAACAACGAGGGCAGUGGUUCAGAUGUCAACAGUGAGGGAGACAACGAAGACAGCGAGCAAGAUCAAGGCAGUGGUUCAGGUGACGACAAUGGCAGUGAUACAGGCAGUGGUAGUGAUGUUGACGAUGGGAGUAAUAUGAGCAAUGACAACAACGAGGGCAGUGGUUCAGAUGUCAACAGUGAGGGAGACAACGAAGACAGCGAACAAGAUCAAGGCAGUGGUUCAGGUGACGACAAUGGCAGUGAUACAGGCAGUGGUAGUGAUGAUGACAAUGGUAGUAAUAUGAGCAAUGACAACAACGAGGGCAGUGGUUCAGAUGUCAACAGUGAGGGAGACAACGAAGACAGCGAGCAAGAUCAAGGCAGUGGUUCAGGUGACGACAAUGGCAGUGAUACAGGCAGUGGUAGUGAUGUUGACAAUGGGAGUAAUAUGAGCAAUGACAACAACGAGGGCAGUGGUUCAGAUGUCAACAGUGAGGGAGACAACGAAGACAGCGAACAAGAUCAAGGCAGUGGUUCAGGUGGCGACAAUGGCAGUGAUACAGGCAGUGGUAGUGAUGAUGACAAUGGUAGUAAUAUGAGCAAUGACAACAACGAGGGCAGUGGUUCAGAUGUCAACAGUGAGGGAGACAACGAAGACAGCGAGCAAGAUCAAGGCAGUGGUUCAGGUGACGACAAUGGCAGUGAUACAGGCAGUGGUAGUGAUGUUGACAAUGGGAGUAAUAUGAGCAAUGACAACAAUGAGGGCAGUGGUUCAGAUGUCAACAGUGAGGGAGACAACGAAGACAGCGAGCAAGAUCAAGGCAGUGGUUCAGGUGGCGACAAUGGCAGUGAUACAGGCAGUGGUAGUGAUGAUGACAAUAAUAGUAAUAUGAGCAAUGACAACAACGAGGGCAGUGGUUCAGAUGUGACGGACGAUAAGGAUGACAACACUGAAGAGUUUGAGGCCAGUGGUUCAGAUGAUGACUCUGAAGAAACUGAGGAUAAUGAGGAAAAUGAUACCAGUGGUAGUGACCUCAGCAGUGGAAGUGGUUCAGAUGAGGACAGUGAAGUAAAAGAUGACAUUGAAGAAUUUGUGAGCAGUGAAACAAAUGAAGACGUUGGUACUGAUCCAGGCAAUGAAAGUGAAUCCAAUGGCAGUGAUACAGGCAGUGGUAGUGAUGAUGACAAUGGUAGUAAUAUGAGCAAUGACAACAACGAGGGCAGUGGUUCAGAUGUCAACAGUGAGGGAGACAACGAAGACAGCGAGCAAGAUCAAGGCAGUGGUUCAGGUGACGACAAUGGCAGUGAUACAGGCAGUGGUAGUGAUGAUGACAAUGGUAGUAAUAUGAGUAAUGACAACAACGAGGGCAGUGGUUCAGAUGUCAACAGUGAGGGAGACAACGAAGACAGCGAGCAAGAUCAAGGCAGUGGUUCAGGUGACGACAAUGGCAGUGAUACAGGCAGUGGUAGUGAUGAUGACAAUGGUAGUAAUAUGAGCAAUGACAACAACGAGGGCAGUGGUUCAGAUGUCAACAGUGAGGGAGACAACGAAGACAGCGAGCAAGAUCAAGGCAGUGGUUAGGUGACGACAAUGGCAAGUGAUACAGGCAGUGGUAGUGAUGAUGACAAUGGUAGUAAUAUGAGCAAUGACAACAACGAGAGCAGUGGUUCAGAUGUCAACAGUGAG